Molecule: messenger RNA, 4009 nt
Organism: Salmo salar (Atlantic salmon)
Lineage: Eukaryota; Metazoa; Chordata; Actinopteri; Salmoniformes; Salmonidae
Product: leucine-rich repeat and immunoglobulin-like domain-containing nogo receptor-interacting protein 3
Cellular component (GO): plasma membrane
Molecular function (GO): protein binding
Source: RefSeq, a predicted model, not a curated record
AAAGAGCAGGGAGAGAGCGAGAGAAAGAGCGAGAGAAAGAGAAGGGAGAGCGCUAGAGCGAGUGAGACGCUGACACUGAGAGAGACGCACCCUGUAAAAGAGGCAGAGUCAACAGCUACAGCAACAGAGCUCCCUUUCUCUCUCACACACAGAGAGAACCAGACCCAUUCCAGGGGAGACGGUGAGCACACACCCCCACUGAGGAGCACCGUCUCUUGGGAGGAGAUCCCACACCCCGCCCCUCCUCCGUCUGUGUUUUUGCAAAAAAACUGGAAGAGAGACGUAGAAGAGAGUGAAGGAAGGAGGGAUGAGUGGCUUGUUUGGCACAGCUGCUGAUGCUAGAGGCUGAGAACGAGGGACGCUGACGAAGAGAAAGAGAACCAGGGAUCUGAAGACCAGAGGAUUGGAGGAGAGGAAGACUGGCACGUGUAGAGCUGCUCAAACAUACGGACAGAGACAAGAGAGGGACACAGUGUCGGGGAACACACACAUCACACGCACAAACAUCACAUCACAUCACACACACACAGGCACCGAUGAGGAGGGAACAGGGACCACGCUUCAGUCCUGGGUGUGUGGUAAACUGACCCGGCCUGUGAUAGGCUAGGAGUCAGCACUGACCCAGCCUGUGAUAGGCUAGGAGUCAGAUCAGGACCACCAGGGCCAUGACUGGCUCCCCGGGCACCAGUGGGCAGUCCCUGUCGCCAUGGCGGUGGCUGAGUCUCUGGGGGCCGGUCCUGCUGCUGGUUACCAUGACAACCCUACUGCCAGGUUGUUGCCAGGCAUGCCCUCCUCGGUGCGAGUGCUCAGCCCAAAUCCGGUCCGUCUUGUGCCAGCGGCGGCGCCUCACCGGCAUCCCAGAGGGCAUCCCCACGGAAACUCGCCUCCUGGACCUCAGCCGGAACCGGCUCCGCUGGGUGGAGAUGGGUGACCUGGCGCCAUAUCCGCACCUUGAAGAAGUGGACCUGAGUGAGAACCUCAUUGCCACACUGGAGCCCAACGCGUUCGCCAACCUGCAGAGCCUCCGGGUGUUACGGCUGAGGGCGAACCAGUUGAAGCUUGUACCCAUGGGGGCCUUCGCCAAGCUGGUCAACCUGACCACGCUGGACCUGAGUGAGAACAAGCUGGUGAUUCUGUUGGACUACACCUUCCAGGACCUGAGGAGUCUAAGACACCUGGAGGUGGGAGACAACGACCUCGUCUACAUCUCUCAUGAGGCCUUCUCUGGCCUGCUAGGGGUGGAGGAUCUGACCAUUGAACGCUGCAACCUGACUUCCAUCUCUGGCCAGACGCUGUCCUACCUACGCAGCCUGGUCACUUUGCGACUACGCCAGCUCAGCAUCCCCACCCUGGAGGACCAGAACUUCCGCAAGCUGGCCAACCUGCGGGGACUGGAGAUCGACAACUGGCCCUACCUGGAAUACAUCUCCCCCCUGAGCUUCCAGGGUCUGGACCUGUACUGGCUGUCCAUCACCAACAGCAACAUCACCUCCGUCCCCUCGUCCUCCUUCAGAAACCUGAUCCACCUCACCCAUCUCAACCUGUCCUACAACCCCAUCACCACCCUGGAGCCUUGGGCAUUCAGGGACCUGCUGAGGCUCAAAGAGCUGAUCAUGGUGAACACGGGCCUGGCUACAGUGGAGCCCCACUCCCUGGGAGGCCUCAGACAGAUCCGGGUCCUCAACUUCUCCUCCAAUGACCUCCAGACCCUGGAGGAGGGAUCGUUCCACUCUGUCAACAGCCUGGAGACGCUGCGGGUGGAUGGGAACCCGCUGCUGUGUGACUGCCGUUUGUUGUGGAUCCUGCAGAGACGCAAGACCCUCAACUUUGACGGCAGGGUGCCUGUGUGCGCUGGGCCGGUGGAGGUGCAGGGGAACAGCCUCAGCACCUUCACCGACUCAGCGCUCUUUGAUCACUUCACCUGCCAGAAGCCCAAGAUACGCAACCGCAAGCUUCAACAGGUGACGGCUCGUGAGGGCCAGCCAGUGAGUUUCCUCUGCAGUGCCGUGGGAGAGCCUGCCCCUAACAUCAUGUGGAUCUCCCCUCAGCGCCGACUAAUCACAGCCAAGAGCAAUGGCCGCAUCACCGUCCUCCCAGGAGGGACGUUGGAGAUCCGCUAUGCCCAGGUCACCGACAGCGGCACCUACAUGUGCAUCGCCAGCAAUGCUGGGGGCAAUGACACUUACUUCGCGAUGCUCACGGUCCGGGGUGCGCCGCUGGAUGCCUCAUCGGCCUUCUUCGCCAACCGCUCUAUGUACGGCGGCGAGUUCUUCAACGACACAAACCUGAAUAGCACUCGCGUCUUCCUCAAGUUCACCCUGGACCUGACCACCAUCCUGGUCUCCACAGCGAUGGGCUGCAUCACCUUCCUGGGCGUGGUGCUCUUCUGUUUCCUGUUGUUGUUUGCAUGGAGCCGGGGGCGGGGCCAGCGUAAGAACAACUUCACCGUCGAGACCCCUUUCCGGAAGGCCGAGGGGCCGGCGGCGGUGGGUGGCGCCGGAGGGGCCCGGAAAUUCAACAUGAAGAUGAUAUGAUACAACGCAGCCAGGGGUGACUCAGGGGAGGCAUAAGCACGUCCUGGAAACGUGUUUGACAAGACACACACAGCGCUGAAUCACAGAGUAAAUAAAGAAAUAAAAAUAAAAUGCAUACAGUAUUCACACAUGGCUGGUAUUCACCAGGACCAGAUUCGGUUUGAGUGGAAAAAAACAUGAUGACCUUUGACCUCACGGCCUCCUACUGGUUUUACUCAGCUCGUGGUCCCACGUUCCGUUUAUAUUUUCAAACAAAUAUAACAUUGUCAUUAACCAGGUUUCCAUCCAACCCGUUUAUGCGAGUAAAGUACAUGUCGGAUAAAAAAAUGUCAUGCCAGGCCUGAUGGAAACAGAACAUUUGUUGGUUUCAAACUUUCCAAAUGUCGACAAAGCUAAAUACGCUAGACGAGGUGGGAUCUUUUGUGUCUGAGUCACGCGAUGACAUGUUGUGUGGUCCUCCCAGUUCUACUCGUUAGGAAAGAACGCAGUUUUUUAGGCUACAGAUGAAAUAAAUUAUAAAUGAUGAUGAACAUUCAGAGGGUGGUGAAAGUACAAGUGAUGAGCUUGAUGCUCCUUUCCAUUAAAUAUUGAGGGUCUUAUUCUGGUCACAUGAUGAUUGAUGCUUGGCUGCUGUUUGACAAAUAAAAAUAAUCUCACUCUCGUCCAUAAUAAUCUCAUCAUGUAGGCUUUACCCACAUUGUAUCUGCAAGCUGUUGGCUAGAGCGCAAGUACCAAUACACGCUAUAUAACGCACAUUUUUUGGGAUGAGAAAACCAUCAUUAGAAUUAAAAAUGCGAUGGAAAACAUGGGAAUUUAACUGCAAAAGUUGUUUUUAUGUGCGCUACUUCAUCACACACAGCCUUUUAUCCUCAACAAGUCAAUUUGAUGGAAGCACAUCUCUGGUGGGAAAAUGCACAUAUUGUUUUUAUGCAGAUUUUAGAGUAUUCACUUGAAAAUCUGCCGCCAAUUGGAUGGAAACCUAGCUACUGAGCUUGAUAACGGGAGUUUAACCAGAUCACUAAAGGGGUAUUUUGGAGGAAAAAAAUAUAACAUUACCAUUUAGCUUGAUAAGAAUUAUAGAAGUUAAGAAUUUAGUGUGAUCUCUUAUUGGGUGAUUGCUGUGCUGUGGAAUGAUCAUAGUUAUGCCUCUCUCACAGGAAGUGAAAAGGACUUCCUGGAAGCUAUGCACUUGUAGUGGUCAUUGCACACAGGGCAUAGUUCUGACUAGAGGGAGUACAGCCACGACCAGAAGUUAGGGUUAGAUAAAAAGUAACUUCUGGUUGUAGCUGGAGUCCCUUUCUUCACAGCCCAUAGAGAGACAUGUCUAUCAACUAAUCACAGCAUUUGUAGUCUUGCUUUCUUCAAUUCUGCCUUUCAGAGAAAUAUUGCAAUAGCAUGUAAGUAUUGCAAUUUAGAGUACGUUGUAUAGUAAUAAGAUUACAAUAUUGAAUAAAACAAGCCAUUUUUGUAAGACA